AUGGCAGCUAGGAGUCGGCCCAAAUCGACAUUCCGGACGGUACGGGAUAAUGGACUCAACCUUGGGGCUUUCCAAGAGUCUUCGAAGCUUUAUGCAAGUAUAACGGACGCUAUAGAUUCUCAGCGUCUGCGUGUUUUUGAUUCGCAAGAGGGAUCGCUCAAAACCGAAUACGCUUUAGAAGGGAAUCAGCGUGUCAGUAGUAUUAGUUGGGAUCAAGCAGCUGAAUACGAUGUUGAGCCUAUAGAUGGUUCCAUAGGUGCCUCUGGUCAUGUCGUACUUCUUGGUACAGAAGAUGGCGAAAUUUUAGUUUAUUCAGACGCCCUCGGCACAGUUACGAAAUCAUAUAGUUUUGGACAAUUGGGUAAGAUCACCAAAGUUGCUCUUUUGAAUUCAUAUGGAUUUGCCAUCGACAGCCUUGGAAAGGUUGUUCAUUUCAACGUUAACAAUGGUUCUCCUAUUCAAACAAUGAAGAUUACCAGUUCUUCUCGAGAAUUCUCCGGUGUAUAUCCUUCCCCUCGCAUUCCAAAUGCUGCCAUUGUCACUUCACACAGCGUGCAUUUGUUGGCACUCCCAGAUUCGGAUCCCGUCGAUACCUUAACCACCCAUACAACGCCUGUUCGAUCUGUCGUUUAUUCUUCUGUUGCAACAUCAUCACAAGAUUUUAUUGUUUUUGCGACAGCUGCUGAACAGGACCGAUUUGUCAACCUAUUUAGCAAGCAAGUCUCCAAUGAGAAACUCGACGAUGUCCCUUCUAAGAAUAUAGGAGCACUUGUUUGUGAAAACGACGUACAAGAACUCACAGUGUGCGAGAAGACCGAGGAGGCUUCUGGGAAAAAGGGUAGUAUUCUAGCAGCACUUUCGGUAGACGGUACUAUUGAAUUGUUCGAUAAUCCCUGGGAGUCGAAACUUUCAUCUGGAUCUGGUGGAGUCGCGUCUCUAUCCCGCAAGCGUAAAUUAUUGACAAGCCAUUCCAACCUCAAGAUUCGUUUCUCUCGUUCUCGUGGCGGUGUUAUUAUUGCACUUGAAUCCAUUACUUUUGUUAAUGCAGGUACUAUAGUGGUUGCAUGGAAGGAGGGCACUCGCACUAUUUUCGAGAGUGUCCCUUGGAAGAUUUUGUCUUCACAAGCAACCGAUGGACUGUUAGAAUUGGUUCGUCCCAAAGCUCGAGAUGUCAAUAAAGUCGGAAAACCCGUCGUCACUUACGAUGAAGCAAAUGCUACUGUUACAACGGGUGUGAUGCAAAAGCAUGCUGCGAAUAUGGGAGAUCUUUCCGUUGAGGAAGAAGCGCAAGUCGAAGAACAGGAGCCUAGUCUUGCUGAACGCUUGCAGACGCUUACCAAGUUAGAUCAGCAAGCCCAAACUACUCCCACACAAGUUUCUGCUUCUACUUCGUUAGCAACUGUGCUAACUCAGGCAUUGCGAACAAACGAUCAAGCUCUCCUUGAAUCAUGUUUCAAUAAUCAAAGUUUGGAAGUCAUCGAGAACACUGUUCGCCGUUUAGACCCUGCAUUGGCUCCGGCCUUAUUAGAUAAAGUAGCUGAUCGUUUAGCCCGUCGCCCCUUAAGGGCAGACACAUUCCUGACUUGGAUUCGCUGCACUCUAAUUUUUCAUGGUGGUCACUUAAGCUUAAUCCGCGAUCUGAAAGAUCAGUUAGCUACUCUUCGUUCAGUAUUGGAAACCAGAGGUUCCAAGUACACAAGCAUGCUUGCGUUACAAGGAAGAUUAGAUAUGGUGUUUUCUCAGAUUGCUUUGCGAAAGGCUGGUGGCUCAAAGGAUAAUGCUGAGAACAAUGAGCCUAUUACUGUAUAUUACGAUGGCUUUGAAGAGGAUGAGGAUGAAGACAUGGAAGGAGAUGAAGACGACGAGGAUCUGGAUUCCGAUGAGGAGGACAUUUCAGAUGAUUCUUCCGAAAACGAAGACCAUGCAGCAGAUGGUGAAGUACAUUCAGACGAAGAUUAUGAUCAAGAAUUGCACGAGGAGGACGUUCAACAUGAUUCUUCAGAUGAAGAAAACUCUGAAUGA
Molecule: messenger RNA, 2022 nt
Organism: Schizosaccharomyces osmophilus
Lineage: Eukaryota; Fungi; Ascomycota; Schizosaccharomycetes; Schizosaccharomycetales; Schizosaccharomycetaceae
Gene: utp5
Product: U3 snoRNP-associated protein Utp5
Exons: 1
Coding region: 1-2022 (673 amino acids)
Biological process (GO): maturation of SSU-rRNA from tricistronic rRNA transcript (SSU-rRNA, 5.8S rRNA, LSU-rRNA)
Cellular component (GO): nucleolus
Molecular function (GO): protein binding
Source: RefSeq, a predicted model, not a curated record